AUGAGUAGUUUCAAUUAUCCUGAUUUCUUACAAUCAUCUACUAGUAAUAUACCAAAUAAUCAAGGUAAUAAUAAUAAUCAAAAUCAAAAUCAAAAUCUUAACUCAAAUCAAAAUCAUAAUCAUAAUUUUAAUACUUUAUUAUUCAAUAAAUUAUCUUCAUUAGAAGAAUCUUCUAAUGAUUCUCAAGAUUUAUCCGAUAAUUUAUCUAAUAAAUCUCCUACUUCAGGUCCAUUAAAUAAUGCUAAUGAAUUCUUAUUUACAAAUUUAGAUUCAUUUAAUUUACCUUUGGAAUUACAAGGUGGAAUUGGAACUAUUAGUUCAAGAAGACCUUCUUAUGCUGCAGAAUCAUUCACGAGAAGUUCAGCUCAACAAUCUUCAUCAUUUCCAUUAUUUAAUCAACCAAUUCCUCAAUCUCAAGUUGUUCCUCCUCAACAACAACAUCAACAACAACAACCACAAUCUCAAUUCUUUAAAUCUCCUCCUCAAUUACCUGUUUCAAGUCCUUCAGCAACGUUUUUCAAUAAUUCAAAAUCAUCAUCAACCACAUCUUAUUCAAACAAUUCAUCAUCAUUUCAAAAUCAAUCAAAUCAAUUCCCUAAUCUUAAUCAUCAAUUAGAUCAAUUAAAUGAUAAUUUCUCUACUAAUUUCAAUCUAAAUGCAAAUUAUAAUGAUUUUCAACAAAGAAGACCAAGUCAAUUAGUUGAAUUCCAAUCAAAUUAUAAUUAUUUCCCUCCUCCUCCAAAUUUACAAAAACAACAACCUCAACAGCAACAACAGCAACAACAACAAGGUAACUCCUUUUUAUUUAAUAAUCCUCCUCCCCCUUUAUCCAUGGGUAAUAAUCCAUCCUUUUUACUUCAUCAACAACAGCAACAGCAACAGCAGCAACAAUCAAAGGGUCCUUCCACCAACUCCAAACCAACUACCAAUAACAAUAACAAUAAUUCCAAUCAAUCAGUUAAAUUAGAACACGGUUUAAUUCUUAAAGAUCAAUAUAUCAUUGCUUCAUCUGAUUUAAAAAAUCUUUAUCUUAAAACGAUUAAUUAUUUUCAAAAUCCAACUUUAACUAAUGAAAUUUUAUUGGAAAUUAAUAAAUUAUUAAAUAAUGCCAUUAUAAUUAAAUUAAUUACAUUUAUUAAAAAUUUAAAUAAUUUAACUUUCAAUCAUAAAAUUUUAUGUUUAGUUAUAAAUAAAAAUGGAAAAUUUGAUUUAUUAUCCUAUCCUAAUAAUUCCAAUAUUUUCUUACAAAAGAAUGAUUUAGUUAUAGUUGAUGGUGAUAGAGGGAAAGAUUUAGUGAUGAUUAUUGAACCAUUAGUUAAUUUGAAUUUUGCUAUUUUAUUUAAUUUCCUUAAAAAAUUAGAACAUUUAAAAAGUUUAACUAUUUUAGAUGGUAAUAAUAAUAAUAAUAAUAAUGGGAAUAAUCCAAGUUCAAAGAUUAAUGGAACUCAUUCAACUUUAUUAAAUGCUUCUCAAAUUAUAAAUAGUCAUCUGAAUGAAGAUAAUGAAUUUAUAAUCACAUUACCUACUAAACAAGUAUUAAGAUUUGCUACACCCAAGGAAAUUCAUAAAAUUAGUGGCAAAUUCUUAGAAGAAAAGAAAGCAUUCAUAACUUGUUUUAAUAAAAUUAAAGAAUUAAAUUUACAAUCGAAUUUAUCCUUGAUUAAUGUUGAAUAUCAAUCUGAUUUUAAAAAAUUAAUCUUUUAUUAUUAUGCUAAUUUUAAAAGAAUUGAUUUUAGAGGAUUAAUUAAAGAAUUAUUUAAAAUUUAUAAAACUAGAAUUUGGUUAUGUGCUGUUUUACCUUAUAAUAAACCAGAAUUAUAUGUUACAAAUUAUAAAGAAGAGAAGAAAGAGAAUGAUGAUUCUAAGGAUGAUGACGAUAAAAAUUAUAGACCUAAUGAUGAUGAUGACAACAACAAUGAUGAUGAUGAUGAUCUUAUUCCUCAUGAAUAUGAAUUAACUAAUGAUCAAAUUUUAAAUUUCUCCAUUAAUGAAUUUGAUAAUUUAUCAUUACCAAAUUAUUUCCAUCUGAAAAAUUUACUUAAUUUAAUUAAACAUUUAAAUAAUGAAAUUGAAGGUAAUUUUUAUGGAUUUAAUACUAAUACAGUUUCAAUUAAUAAUUCAACAAAUAUAAAUCCAACAACAACAGCCCCAGCCCCAGCCCCAGCUCCAAUUACGACGACUUCAACAACAUCAACUAAUAAUAAUACGACAACUACAUCAACAACGACUAAUACUUCAAUUAAUCCAAAAUUUGAUCCAUUUGGUGAUUCUCAAUAG
Messenger RNA from Scheffersomyces coipomensis, 2277 nucleotides. It is a transcript of the gene PSP1, whose product is annotated as Psp1p. Lineage: Eukaryota; Fungi; Ascomycota; Pichiomycetes; Serinales; Debaryomycetaceae. The transcript has a single exon. Gene Ontology annotation, cellular component: cytoplasm. Bases 1 to 2277 code for a protein of 758 amino acids. The record is from RefSeq and is a predicted model, not a curated record.